Molecule: messenger RNA, 1664 nt
Organism: Erigeron canadensis
Lineage: Eukaryota; Viridiplantae; Streptophyta; Magnoliopsida; Asterales; Asteraceae
Product: 7-deoxyloganetin glucosyltransferase-like
Exons: 2
Coding region: 69-1520 (483 amino acids)
Molecular function (GO): UDP-glycosyltransferase activity
Source: RefSeq, a predicted model, not a curated record
AAAUGAUUACUACAUAGUUGUAUCUUCUUAUAAAUAUACAAAGAAAGAAAAAGAAGAACAAAGGUUCAAUGGGUUCACGACAAGAGAAGAAGCCACAUGUAGUGUGCAUACCAGCUCCAGUACAAGGUCACAUUAACCCAAUGCUAAAACUUGCCAAAAUCCUUCAUUCAAAAGGCUUUGAUAUAACUUUCAUCAACACUGAAUUCAACCACCAACGCCUCGUAAGGUCUCGCGGCUCAGACGCGUUACGUGGUUUACCUUCCUUUCGGUUCGAGACCUUUCCCGACGGCCUUCCAACCCCGGAAAACCUUGAUGCUACCCAAGAGGUGACAUCUCUAGCAAGAUCCCUUGAAGACAACUGUUUGGGAGCGCUUAAAGAGCUCAUUUCAAAAUUGGGUGCUUCUUAUUCACCAGUAACUUGCAUAAUGGCUGAUUUGCUUAUGGGGUUCACACGUGCGGCUGCUAAAGAACUCGAUAUCCCCGAGUUUUUCUUAUGGACUAGUGGGGCUAGCUCUUUGUUAUGCUUUGAGCAGUUUUCUUAUCUUUUGGAGAAGGGCUUGAUGCCCCUUAAAGAUUCAAGUUUCGCAGUAAAUGGUUACUUGGAUACGGUUGUAGAUUGUAUACCAACCAUGCCUGGCCUACGUUUAAAAGAUUUUCCGCCUUGGAUUAGAUGUUUGAACCCGGGUGAUGAAUACAUGGUUGAGUUUAUUUCUUUACAAAUGGAGAGAGCAAAAACUGCACCUUUCUCUGUUAUUGUUUUCAAUACUUGUCAUGAACUUGAAAAAAACGACACUUUUGACACAAUUUCUUCAAAGUUUGGUCCUUGUUAUGCAAUUGGCCCAUUGCAUUUACUAGAGAAGAAACUUGUUGACAAAUCUCUUGCAUCAAUCAAAUCAAACCUUUGGAAAGAAGACCUCGAGUGUUUAGAAUGGCUAGAUUCAAAGGAGCCAAAUUCGGUCGUUUAUGUGAACUUUGGUAGUAUUACAGUAAUGACAUCUCAACAACUAGUCGAGUUUGGUUGGGGACUAGCAAAAAGUAACUAUUCAUUCUUGUGGAUUAUACGCCCUGAUGUCGUGAUUGGUGAGUCUGCUGUUCUUCCACCCGAGUUGUUGGAAGAGACAAAAAAUAGAGGCUUGUUAGCUAGUUGGUGCCCUCAAGAACAAGUUUUAAGUCACCCGUCAAUUGGAGGAUUUUUAACACACAACGGAUGGAAUUCAACGAUUGAAAGUAUUUCUAAUGGAGUACCAAUGAUUUGUUGGCCCUUUUUUGGUGACCAACACCCAAAUUGUUGGGUGUGUUGUAACAAAUGGGGUGUUGCCUUAGAGAUCGACAAUGAUGUGAAGAGGGAUGAAGUUUCGAAGCUAGUGAUCGAGAUGAUGAAUGGAGAUAAAGGGAAUGAGAUGAGGAAGAAUGCGGUUGAUUUGAAAAACAUGAUUGAAGAGGCAUGUUCUUGUCCUUCUGGUUCGUCUAUGGCUAAUUUGGAGAAAUUGGUUGAUCUUAUUCAAACAUCUGCAAAAUGAUUCAGUCUAUUUUAGAUGCAUGUGUGUUUUUCCAUGUUAUUCGAUCUAAAUUGUUCGCAAAUAAUUUGUUCAGUUUCAAGUGUUCCAUGAUAUAUAGCUAUGUACUUUGCAUUCAAAACAAGCUUUGUGUUCAUCCUUUUCUCA